AAUUAAAAAAGAGAAGGGCGGAAAAUGAGUGAAAUUCUGAAAAACGAAGUUUAACGGACCUGCGUUAUUAUUGUCGUUGCAUACUCCCUUAUAGCCGCUGAGUCUCCAGAGUUCAGUCAGUCGAGCCGCGAAUCUCCACCGUGAUGGUCACCGGGAUAGAGCUCUCUUGCGAGUUUCAAAUUUAGAAUAAAAAUAUUUACAAAGUAUACAUAAUUACGUUCGUUCUAAUGGAUCGACAGAGGAAAGAAAGCGAACAUUUUUCUAAACCGUUUCUCAACGCUAAUAAAAGACUCCUAGAACUGGAUCUAGACUAUUUGGAAAGGAGGGGCGGUGAGACAAUAAGCUGUGAAAACGUGGAAAGCGGAUCGAAAGAGGAGGAGAGCCCGGCAGACAGUCUGGAUCGAGUUAAGGUCGUUUUCCUCGGGGCACCUGGCGUGGGAAAGUCCAGUAUAAUUCGACAAUUCGUUUGGAGCGAAUUCUCGGAGGAAUACAGGCCCACUGAAAAACGUGAGACGUUUUACCCGAGCGUCGUACUAGCCGAUCGAUUGUACGAAUUGAAAAUCACAGAUCUACCAACGAUUCCGUUCUUUCCUGUGAGUUCACACCUAGAAUGGACGGAUUUUCGUUAUUAUGGACUACGAAGCGCCACCGCCUACGUUCUCGUAUUCGAUUUGAGCAAUCAAGAGACUUUUCAAUAUAUCAGAAAAUUACGCGAGCAGAUCUACGAGGCACGGGACAUGAGAGGUGUACCUCUUUUAGUGGUCGGCAAUAAACAAGAUGAGCUCUCGAGCAGUGUAGCUUCCGGUACAAGAUACAGGGAUAUCGUCAAUCUCGUACGAAAGCAUUGGAGAUGCGGUUACGUUGAGUGCAGCGCAAGAUUCAACUGUCGUGUCGUACAGGUUUUUCGAGAAUUAAUGAAGAGCAUUCAAGCCGUAGAAGGAAGGCCGCCGUCGCCGAUACCUGCACCGUCGUCGCAGCCUUUGCGUUCUCAUCAGCAUGACAACAGCGAGAAAUGCAUUCUUCUCUGACACUGAGAUCAUAUAAUGGACGUACUCGAUCUUUGCGAUCGCAUUUUAGCCAAGAAUUGCUUCUUCUCUGAUUCGAAGAAGGAUUCGCAUUGAUUUACUUCGUUAUUCCUAUUUCUUUUUGUUGAAUCUUUUUCUUUUAUUUAUUUAUUAUUAGCUUUUCGCGGAUGUUCCCUCGUUGUUAGAUUAUCUCUCGAAAAAAGUUCAUCACAGUGUUCAUCGUCGUUUACAUUCGUCGAAUGUUGAAACUAUUGAGUAGUUAACAACUCAAUGGACCUCAAUUAAACUUAUUGGUCCAAACCGGAAAUUUACUUUCGUGUCUGACAGCUUGCAAUUAAAGGUAAUAUAUCUCGACUUCCAUUUUCGACAACACAAAUUGGAUAACUUUCGUGUAAUCGACAAAUUGUCUGCCUUUCCUUUAUUACGUUCUUCCUUCAUAUUACUCGAGCGUGUGAUAUCGUUGUGAUAAACAAAUAUUUCACGGUGCGUUAAUCGUACAAGCUACUCGCUCGUCAAUUGAAAAUUUAAGAAAUCGUUCGUUUCUCGUGAGCAUCGAGUUAAAUGGCGCAUUGUAUUUUAAUCUUUGACGCUAGAAUUUUCAUACAUAGAGAGAAAAAGAAAUAGAAAGAGAGAAAAUGAUUAUAGAUAAAAAGCAACGAUAGAGUACGUACUAGUCAAAAACUGUGCAAUUGAAAAUGAACAUGCACGUAAAUUAUCGUAACACGGCAAACUUCGAAAUAUGAUUAUUGUUAAAUGAUUCAAUGAAAACAAUACUCCAUUUUUGAAUUGAUUAAAUCAACCAUAUGUGACGACGAUAUACAAGCUGUGCCAAAAAAUUCUAGAUAAUUUUAAAGAUCAAUUAUUUCUUUGCGAAACUUUGUAGACUUAUUUUUCUUUCCGAUUGUAAAAGAGUUCCUUGGCUUGCAGUUUUACAAUCUUAAGAUAAAAAUUAAUCUAAGAAGUUACGGAAAAGAAAAAUUGAUUUUUAAAAUAGCCUAGGAAGUUUUGGCCCGCAUAGGAACUUUUGGCCCAUCCUGUAUAACGUGUGCAAUUAAUUCUUGAUUAUAUACACAAACAAAUACACAGACACACACACAUGUAUACACAUAGUUAGAGACAAGCAUAUAUACAUAUAUACAUGCGCGCAUGAUAAGAAUAAAUGUACAGCAAUUUUGAGAAAAUUUUUUGCUGACUGGACGUUAAGCAAUAUGUACACGAAUCAUUUUAUGGAGAUUACUCAAGUUGGUCUUUCUACAGACCUUUACGUUAGCUCGAGUUGUGAAAAGUAAGUUGCGAAAAAUAAUAUUAUAGAAGCUCGUAAAAAAACAUACAUACAUAUACACACAAAAAAAAAUAAAAUAAAAAGAAAAAAAUCCACAAAAAAAAAACAAGAAAAUAUUAUGAGAUAUUAUGAGACUAUAUAACUGCCGAAAUCUGUACACACGCACGAAAUUAAAAACUAGCGAUCAAUUUAUCUCAUCAACACAUUGUAGGUAAUUCCACACACUUUGAUUUUCGGCCUAAUAAUAUUGCAACAGCGAUGGGCUGUCGGGAGUUACCUCAACAGAAGCAAUAGUAUACACAUCUAUUUUUAAAAUAAUUAUUGUUAAGAAAAUUAAUCACUAGCAUGUAAGAAAUAAGAAGAGAAAGAAGAAAAAGAAACGUAGCAGUUGAUACAUUAUUUACGAACAAAUAUUAAAAUACAUGUGUAUGUAUACACAUAUAUAUAUAUAUACAUAUACGAUAUGUGUGUUAAUAAAUAUCGUUGUUAUCGUUUAUAUACAUACAUAACAUGAACAUGAAGAAGUUUGUAUUUUAGCUUCUAAGGAUAAAAAGAGCAAGUUGACUUCGUGAAAUAUAUACGUACAUAUAUAUAUAUAUAUAUAUAUAUAUAUAUAUAUAUAUAUAUAUAUAUAUAGUUGUUUAUUAGUUCCGGUAUUCAAUCGGAUUGUUAUUUAAAGCUAUCUAGGCAACGUAUGUAUAUCAUAUACAUACAUUGUACGAUAUGAUAUACGUAAAUUAAUUAUAGACCACAUGAUAUGUGUGCGUAUAUAUGUAUACAUAUAUACAUGUAUGUAUAUAUACACAUACAAAAUACAAAACACGUGUUCGUUGAAAAUAUUUGUACCCAGGAAAGAGAGAAGUGUUAUUUUAUGUCUGAAACGUGACUCUUUAUUUUCUAUUCUGAAGUCGUACAAUAAAAGAUUCCAAGGAGAAUUGUUUUUGUAGUACCUAA
Messenger RNA from Vespula pensylvanica (western yellowjacket), 3261 nucleotides. RefSeq names its product ras-like protein family member 10B. The transcript has 5 exons. Gene Ontology annotation, molecular function: GTPase activity; GTP binding. NCBI's taxonomy places the organism in Eukaryota, Metazoa, Arthropoda, Insecta, Hymenoptera, Vespidae. The coding region runs from base 228 to 1028 and encodes 266 amino acids. The record is from RefSeq and is a predicted model, not a curated record.